GUGGGAUGCUGUCCUUCCCCGAGACAUUGAGAAUUAGGAUCAGAGCCCGCUGGAGGAGCCCCCUGCAAUCAAUCUUGAACGGAGUGUGUAGGGCCCUGGACUUCUUGAGGAGCCGCCACAGAACACCGUCUUCUGGAGCCGCCUCCUCCGGGUGCCAUCUGAAGAGAAGUCCCUCCCGGGAGGUCCACUGGGCUCCCGCCAUGUCUGACUACGAGAACGACGAGGAGUGCUGGAACACCCUAGAGGGCUUCCGGGUGAAGCUGAUCUCCACCAUCGAUCCGAGCAGGAUCACGCCCUACCUUCGGCAGUGCAAGGUCAUUAACCCCGAUGACGAGGAGCAGGUUCUCAAUGACCCCAGCCUGGUCAUUCGCAAGAGGAAAGUAGGCGUCCUCUUGGACAUCCUCCAGCGGACGGGCCACAAGGGGUACGUGGCGUUCCUCGAGAGCUUGGAGCUGUACUACCCACAUCUGUAUAAGAAGAUCACCGGGAAGGAGCCGACCAGGGUCUUCUCUAUGAUCAUUGACGCUUCCGGAGAGUCGGGCCUGACCCAGCUCCUGAUGAACGAGGUCCUGAAGCUGCAGAAGAAGGUCCAGGAGCUGAACCUGCUGCUCAACUCCAAGGAGGACUUCAUCAAGGAGACCCGGGUGAAGAACAGCAUGCUGCGCAAGCACCAGGAGCGCGCGGAGAAGAUGAAGGAGGAGUGUCAGGCCUUCAGCCAGGAGCUCAAGAAGUGCAAGGACGAGAACUACAACCUGGCCAUGAGCUUCGCCAAGCAGAGCGAGGAGAAGAAUGCGGCGCUCAUGAAGAACCGCGACCUGCAGCUGGAGAUCGCCCAGCUGAAGCACAACCUGAUGAAGGCUGAGGAUGACUGCAAGGUGGAGAGGAAGCACACGACCAAGCUAAAGCACGCGAUCGAGCAGCGGCCAAGCCAGGAGGUGAUGUGGGAGAUGCAGCAGGAGAAGGACCUUCUACUGGCGAAGAUCCAAGAGCUGGAAAACUCCAUUAGGGAAGGAAAGAGGGAGAAGAACAGCCUGUACAUCACGGUCCUGGAGGAGGACUGGAGGCAGUCUCUGAUGGAGCACCAGGAAAAGGAGACAACCAUCUUCCAUCUACGCAAGGACCUGCGCCAGGCCGAGGCGCUGCGCAACAAGUGCAUGGAGGAAAAAGAGAUGUUCGAGCUGCAGUGCACGACCCUUCGGAAGGACUCCAAGAUGUACAAAGAUCGCAUUGAAGCGAUUUUACAACAAAUGGAAGAAGUGGCUAUCGAGAGGGACCAGGCCAUCAUGACCCGGGAGCAGUUCCACCUGCAAUAUUCCCAGAGCCUAAUCGAGAAGGACGGGCAUCGCAAGCAGAUUCGCGAGCUGGGCGAGAAGUGCGAUGAGUUGCAGCUUCAGCUGUUCACGAGGGAAGGGCAGCUGCUGUCCAUGGAGAGCAAGCUGAAGAGGCUGCAGCUGGAGACCCCCAACCUGAGUUCAGACUUGGAGGAGACGUCUCCCAGGAACUCGCAGGAGCUGACUCUUCCCCGGAGCCUGGAUGAGGACGCUCAGCUCUCCGACAAAAAUUGUCCUACCGAAGUGAGACUUGUGCACCCAUCGUUGGCCGCUCUGGAGAAGGACCGGCUUUUAGUUUCCCCCAAGGAAGCUAAAGUAAGCAACGGAGAACCCCCCGACAAGGAGCGGCGGCGGAUGAAAGACAGCUUUGAGCACUACCGCAGAAAGCGGGCCCUGAGAAAAAAUCAGACCAGCAGACACGUGGGAGAAGUGGAUUGGGACAACACCACGGGAAGCGACAAUACCGACACCGAAGGCUCUUAGCGCCCAUCCAAGAUGCCAUCUCCUGGACCUCUGGGCCUCCUCUCCAAAAGCCCCCUCCGCUUUCCUCCCGAAUAUUUUUAAUGUUCUCUUUGAGACGCACGUCCCUUUUAUGUUGGAGGAAGCGAUAACGGUGCUGGAAUCCCGAGGAGGGAAGGACCCAGCGUGAGGUUUGGAUGGAGCGGGAGGGCGGUGAUGACCAGAGAGGACAAUCCUUCCACACUACCAGUGUGGGAAUCUCAGUGGUUUGAAUCGGCACAGGUUUGUUUUCAGACUUCCUUUCGAUAUCACCAUGGGCCCCGAAUCCAGGGAGAAAGAGAACAUUUGACUGCCUUUGACUGCCCAAACUUUUUAGAGAAACAGAGAGAGGUUUAGGAGUGUUAACGGGGGUUAGGGAUGAGCAGGAGGAGGAUUG
Tachyglossus aculeatus (Australian echidna) is the source of this 2226-nucleotide messenger RNA. It is a transcript of the gene CARD9, whose product is annotated as caspase recruitment domain family member 9. The record is from RefSeq and is a predicted model, not a curated record. Gene Ontology annotation, biological process: regulation of apoptotic process; positive regulation of canonical NF-kappaB signal transduction. NCBI's taxonomy places the organism in Eukaryota, Metazoa, Chordata, Mammalia, Monotremata, Tachyglossidae. The coding region runs from base 6 to 1814 and encodes 602 amino acids. The transcript is spliced from 13 exons.